AUGUCUAGCCCUAGAACAUCACCAUACUCUAACGAGGAGUACACAGUGGGCUGGAUAUGCGCUCUUCCCAUCGAACUAGCCGCAGCGAGGGGAAUGAUUGAGGAAGACGACCACGGAGAGCCACAGAGUUCGCCCGCAGCGGCAGAUCAGAAUAGGUACACUCUUGGGACGAUGGGAAAGUUCCGAGUUGUCAUUGCUUCACUACCAAAGGACCAACUUGGGUCCUCUUCUGCUACCGCUUCUGUGAAGGAUAUGCUAUUUACUUUCCCCAAUAUUCGGAUUGGUCUUUGUGUUGGCAUAGGCGCCGGCCUGCCUGACUAUGAGAGUCAAGAUGAACAGGAUAUUCGCCUAGGGGAUGUUGUCAUCUGUAGCAGUUCUAAAACUGGAGGUGUGAUCGCUUAUGAUCUGGGCAAGAAACUUGCUGAUGGAUCGUUCGAAACUCGAUCUGCCCUGGCUCCGCCCCCUCGAUCGUUGAGCACGGCUCUAGGGGCAAUGCAGGCACGGCAUGAGAUGCAAGAAAACAAGAUACCGUUAUAUGUCGAAAAAAUGAUCGAGAAGCAUCCAUUCAUGCGCAAGAAAGGAUAUUCUCAACCUGAUCAAUCCCUGGAUCGUCUGUUCAAGCCGGAAUAUCUUCAUGUUUCUGGGAAGAAUUGUUCGAAGUGCGACGACUCCGAGACUAUAGAGCGAGAGGACCGAUUCGACGAUGGUCCAGUGAUUCAUUAUGGGACAAUUGCGUCGGGAAAUAUGGUCGUCAAAGAUUCUGCUCUGCGCGAUGAUAUCCGAGUCAAGCAUGGAGCUCUCUGCUUGGAAAUGGAGGCUGCAGGUCUCAUGAACAAUUUCCCUUGCGUGGUGAUCAGGGGAAUCUCGGACUAUGCGGAUUCUCAUAAAAAUGAUCGCUGGCAACCAUAUGCAGCGGCAGUCGCAGCUGCAUGUGCAAAGGAGUAUUUAGAGAAUGUGCAGGCGAAAGAUGUGGACGGAGAGCCGACAGUGAAGGCCGUAUUGGAGAAAGUGCAAGAAGUUCAAACCGAAGUAACAAAAGUUGGAAAGUUUGUGACGACCAAAGAAACGAGAGAGAUUCUCGAUUGGAUCAGUCCAAUAGACUUCGUCGAUCAACAGAAUGACAUCAUUCGACUCAGACAAGACGGGACGGGUACCUGGCUCAUAGACUCAGAAGAGUUCACGCAGUGGGUAAAUGGGGAUGUCCAACAUGAGACACUGUUUUGCACUGGAAUACCUGGCGCAGGCAAGACAAUUAUGUCAUCGAUCGUUGUCGAGCAUUUGAAGAAGACCUUCAAGAACGAUCUAAACGUCAAGGUGGCCUUUGAAUUUUGCAGCUAUCAGUCCAAACAUCGGCAGACAACGCUGGACCUCUUACAAAGCCUCCUUCGGCAACUUGCAGUCAAGUCUCCCGAUUCUGACCUAUUGCCAUGCAUUUUGAAACUUCACCAGACCCACAGCUUGCACUCUACUAGGCCUCGGCCAGCUGAGUUAGAGGAAGCCAUUUUGGAAGCCAUUGAGUCAUAUUAUACAGUGUUUCUGAUCGUAGAUGCUCUUGAUGAAUUUUACUCUACAGACCGAGAAGACUCGGUGUCGUUCUUCAAUGCUCUGCGCAGAAUUCGGGAACACCCACGAGUGAAGCUCUUCAUGACAUCUCGCCAUAACGAAGAAAUUUCCUCCCGCAUUUCUCCGUACAUAUCAAAGGAAAUACGGGCCCAUGACGACGAUAUCUCGCAGUAUGUGAAAGGAAGAAUGCCUCAGCUUCGUGUUCCCAAGGCAUCCCAGAAACUCGAAUUUCAACAGCAGAUCCAAACAGAGAUUGUCAGAGCCGCAGAUGGAGUAUUUUUACUUGCGAAGCUACAUAUGAAUCACUUGAUGGGGUUUCUUACGGCCAGGCAAAUAAAAAAUGCCCUUAUGCAACUACCUCGAGGGACAAGCGGUCUCAGUCUGGCAUAUGAUAAAGUGAUGCUACGAAUCCUAUCUCAAGAAGGAGAGGCCCAGCAAGAGCAAUCAGAAGGUGAAGAGCCAGCGUCUAAAAUAGCGCUAAAGGCUCUUUCCUGGCUCACCUUUAGCAAGACAGCUCUUACGGCUGACCAGCUCGUACACGCCAUUGGUACCCAGUCAGGAAUGAGGGACAUUGACCAGGAGGGAUUUCCCGACCCAGAAGUGAUUGGAAAUAUAUGUGCUGGCUUGGUUAUAUUUGAUCGAAACACUGGUAUCAUUCGCUUGGUACAUCACACCACAAAGACAUACUUAUUGAAGAGCAACUAUCUCCGGGAGGCUGAAGUGGAUAUUGCAAAGAUUACACUCACUUAUCUCAGCUUCCGGGCCUUUUCAACAGGUCGUUGCAGUCGUGACUCAAGCUUCAUCCAGAGACAAGAAGAAUAUCCUCUGUUUACCUACUGUGCCUUGAAUUGGGGAGCGCAUGUUUCACAACUGCUUGAAUGGUCACCCGACAUACUUGAAUUGUCUUUGCAGUUCUUGCAACUGGAAACGAAUGUUCAAGCCUCUAGCCAGGCCAUGAUACUUGAGAUUUACCAUUACUUUAAGCAGACUACACUGGGCGGAAAGAUCACCCCGUGGAGUACCUCUUUUGGGCUGACAAAUGUUCAUGUCGCCUGCUAUUUCAAUCUUUGCAGUGUCAUUGCUCAUUAUCUCAGUCAAAAUGUGGAUAUGAACACCACCGAUUCAACUGGUAAAGUGCCUAUAAUGUGGGCGAUCGAAAAUGGCAAUAUUGAAUCAACACAGAUACUUCUUGAUUCUGGUCGCGUGAAUGCAGACUGCAGAGACCAUGACGGGAAAACUCUUCUUAUGUAUGCGGCUAUCGCCCGGCGUGUGCAAAUGGCCGAGCUUCUGAUUUUGCGUGGUGCUUCCCCCGAUGCUCGCGAUCGUGAAGGGAGAUCAGCUUUGGCCUAUGCAGCUACUACUGGACAGGUUGCAAUGAUCAAGCUUCUAGUCUCUCAAAAAGUUCAGCUUGACUAUUCACAUGAUCCUAAAGCGCUUAAGUCGCUGGAAGAUGAUCCCGACUACUAUUCGCUCUUCGAUAGGGCAGACGCGCUGAAAAACGACGGUCCGAUAUUUAUCCUCGACAAUGUGACCGAUCCUGUGGGAACUCCCCUAAUCAAUGCUGUUUCUACUGUCCACAAAGAGGCAGCUGUUCUUCUUCUUGAGAAUGGGGCCGAUCCAAAUUAUGCCAAUUCAGAGGGCGAUACUCCUCUGUCAGCUGCAGUGGCGAGAAGAAAUGAAGAAUUAGUCAAGAUACUGCUUCGCAGAGGGGCUACACUGGAAGCCUCACCUUCAACCUUUUACUAUGCCAUUGAAAGCGGAGAUGGGGUAAUAGUACGUCAAUUCCUCGAAGCUGGGGCGGAUCCAAACGCCAUAUAUUCGCCCCCUUCGCUCCACCGAUCGUAUCCUUGGGAGGUUGAGAUGGAGCCCGUAUCUAGAGAAGAAAUGAUGAACAUGUUCAACAAUAUCUUCCAGCUCUUCCAGCCACCCGAGGCCAGAGCCAUGACAUCUGGCCCGCCUCAUGUUGCGGAGACUGUUCUCUUUCGUGCAACACGAUUGGGUCAUGUAAAAGUUGUUCAUGAGUUGCUCAACUACGGUGCUGACCCUAACGUACGAAAUGGAAAGAAAGAAACGCCUCUAUUUGUUGCAUCCAAGAAUGGGCAUACCGAAGUCGUGCGUCAUCUUCUUGAAAACGACGCAGACCCAACUUUGCAGAAUGGGCAUUUCCAGACUGCCCUCUUUCCGGCAUCACGAUGGGCAACUCCAUUGAUUGUGGGAAUUCUUCUCAAUGCGGGCUUAUCAAUCAACACGCCGGAUAUCAUUGGUAGCACUCCUCUGUUCUAUGCGGUUGAAAGUGGUUGCGUGCAGACCGUGAGUUUCCUACUGUCAAAAGGAGCAGACGUUGGGCAAAUCAACGGUAUGGGCGAGACAGCACUGUUUGGCGCAACCAAAUAUGUCAACCCCGAGAUAUGCAAGCUAUUACUAGCGGAAGGUGCACACCCGGACCCAAUAAACAUUCUUCAAUGCACCCCUUUAUUCAACAUCGCCAAGGAUGUUUGUUAUAUGAACAGCCCAGCCACCAAACAACUUUUCCCGGGAGACCGCAGCUACACCAAUCUUGUUGAAACUGCAAUUUUGCUCAUUGGUAAUGGAGCUUGCCCCUCUCCGCAGAAGCUCGACUCAGAUUUGAAGGAAAUUCAUGAGGUAUUGGAGACGAUUAUAACCAGAUGUAGUCAAUCUCUACCCCCCAAAGAAAAUCUCCCGCAGCUUGUCUCGAUUGCCCGUGAAUGGUGGGGUUGGUGUGAUUGGCUGAGCUCCUUAACCGAUGAAGAUGUCUGUACAUUCUUACAGUUCCUUUGUCUGGGACGUAAUGAUAAAGUUGAACUUUGCGAAUAUGGACCUUUUUACUGGAUCUCGGCAACAGGCUCUUGUGAACUAGUCUCGAAGGUUCUUCAAGAUAACGAGGAUAUCAAGGGAAGAGACUCGGGGCUUAUUCAAGGAGCGGUGUCAUCCAGGAAUGUUAUGAUGACUGAAAUGGUGCUGGAUACCCUCGAAGAGGAUGUAAUUGAUGGACAGCCAGUAUCCGCUCUUCUUGAGGCCCCAGCCAGUGACGGUGAUCUCAAUAUGGUCAGACUGUUAUUCGAGCGAUUUCAAGCUUCUGAGCUGGAUAAUGGACCUGCUUUGAUUUUUGCGGUCAAGAGUGGAAACACUGAUCUUGUCGGAUUCAUGCUAGCCAACCUAAGAGAUCCGCUCUUAGUUGACGAAGGAGGUCUAAACGUUCUUCAUUAUGCCGUUCUUUCGAAGUCACCUGCGAUGGUUCAAUUUUUGUUGGACCAUAAUUCACUUCAAAACAUCGAUAUCAAUUCCAAAAACCAGCUCGGAUUUUCGCCGCUUCUCACUGUGACUCAAAUCAGACACGAGAAUGCACCGAUCGCAAGGCUCUUGCUUCAAAAGGGCGCUGACCCCAACACCACUGAAACACCCAGCCCUGGCCCCCAAGAGGCAAUAACUGAAACAGAAGAGCAAUUAGAAAAUUCAAAGGUUCUGGAUUUGCAAAGUCUCAGCGCCCAGGAGGAAUGGUACCACUGGACUCCUUUGGCCUUUGCAGCCCACAAUGGGGCAGAUGAUUUAGCACAAGUAUUGCUUGAAUACAAAGCAGACCCAGACCCCCAAAAUCAAUUUGGCAUCAGACCAAUUUGCCUGGCAGCUCUUGAUGGACAUGAGAGAGUCGUCAGAAUGCUCCUCGGUAAGAAUGUCAGCCCAAAUCAGGUUGAAGGCUCGAUCAAAGCACCUCUCACAUGGGCACUUGAGCGACAUCUGGAUGCAUUUCGCUACGAUUCAUCAAAAAUAGCCGACUGGCCAGGCUGUAAAGCAGUAGAAGCAACAGUCAGUCUGCUGCUAGAGAGUGGAGCUGAUCCAAAUCCCUCAGAUGGAACAGCUCCAAUAUUAGCUGCAUUCAGGUUGUAUUCGGAGGAUUUGGUUCUACUUCUCAUCAGAGCGGGAAGCAACCCGAUCCAUCGUGACUUAUAUGGUCGCACCCCAUUGAUUAUUGCUACAGCUUUUGGAAUGGAACGAGCGGUUGCGGCAUUGUUGGAAAUUCCAGACACACCACUCGAUCCAGAAAUUGAGGAUGUCUAUGGCCGGUCAGCUAUCACCGAAGCUACCCGGAGAAACAGACCUGAGAUUUUGAGCAUUUUGACACGAAACUCGUACGACUCAUCAGUAUUAACGAAUCCAUCUCAUUCAGGUUAUGAGUCUGUCAAAAUUCAAAAUAGAACGGAUGAUACAUGUACCGUCUGCAUGGUCCCCUUAUCGGAUGACCCGAAUGAUCAUUACUCUUGUCAAGAAUGUCCUUCCUUCGAAAUUUGCAAGGAAUGCAAGGGCUGGGGAGUAACUUGCUUGCACCCGGGGCACGAAAUGUCAUAA
This is a messenger RNA of Penicillium manginii, 5928 nucleotides long. RefSeq lists its product as uncharacterized. Lineage: Eukaryota; Fungi; Ascomycota; Eurotiomycetes; Eurotiales; Aspergillaceae. The record is from RefSeq and is a predicted model, not a curated record. The transcript is spliced from 3 exons. The coding region runs from base 1 to 5928 and encodes 1975 amino acids. Gene Ontology annotation, biological process: nucleoside metabolic process. Gene Ontology annotation, molecular function: protein binding; ATP hydrolysis activity.